Saccostrea cuccullata (small rock oyster) is the source of this 1275-nucleotide messenger RNA. RefSeq lists its product as uncharacterized. The record is from RefSeq and is a predicted model, not a curated record. Bases 189 to 620 code for a protein of 143 amino acids. The transcript is spliced from 3 exons. NCBI's taxonomy places the organism in Eukaryota, Metazoa, Mollusca, Bivalvia, Ostreida, Ostreidae.
GUGAAACAUCACUCCAAGUACAAAUCCUAGCGACGAUUGAGUUAAACAAAAGUGUGUGUAGUGCCUUACUAGGCAAAGUUUCAAACAUCAUAAAUGAUGUUGCAAGUACCUUUUAUCUCAACAUUGAAUUUGCUGAGGGUCUAUUAUGUGAUCAGUCCCAAAUAACUUAUCACUUUCGUACAUCUGGUAUGUUAAUGUGUGACAUACAACAAGCCUGUGAGAGAAAAUCUACUUUUCUUUGCAAAACGUGUCCAAUUUCUCGAGGGCAUCUGAUAAAUUCAAAGGAAUGGCUAUCAUUCAGGAUGGAUGCUGAUGAACCUGAGGAGGAAGAUGAAGAGGAGGAGGAGAAUUUAGUCAAAGAAAAGAGAAACAUUUAUCUUCUUUUUGAUUUUGUUGCAACGAAGAUCGAGUCAAUAUUUGAAGCCAGGAAUCUUUGCAUCGAGUUACCUGGUGACCAGUUUGUCUUGGAGAAUGAUAAAAAACAUUUGCAAAGAGUUCUGUUUGAUGCCUUAGUGACAUGGAUCGAAAGAAAUCCUAGCAUGGAGAAUUUGGAAAUUCUUACUCGGGCACUCCAAAAAAUUAGUAGAUGUGAUUUUGUAGAUAAAAAUUCACUACAUUGAGCAUACGGACUACACGGAACAUUAUGUGCCACAUCCAGAUUUGGACAUAAAGCAGUCGGACAUUAAAGCAAUUGUAAAAGACGCAGCCGUUAACUAUCACGAGAUUGGGCUAUUUCUCAGAUUAUCACCACAGAAACUAAAACAAAUUGAAUUGGACUAUCCUUCUGAUGUACGUGGAAAAAUGCAUCAGGUCUUAUCACAAUUGCCUGUCAGUCGCCAGAUGACCAUUAACAGUUUGAGGUAUAUUGAAAGAAUAGACCUGAUUGCUAAACUUACGGCUCGGUGGAAUUGAAGUUUAUCAAAUGCCAAGCUAAACGAGAUAUAUUGUGUUCAUUUAUGUUGAAUCUCAUUUCCUUUUGUUUGUAUGUAACUUAUAGUCUGUAAAUUUUGUUUAACGUAUACGGUGUACACUUUGUUUCGAAUUUAAUGGUAAUUAAAGCUUACUUUUAUAUCAUGCCUCAUGUCUGUUUAAAUGAUACACAACGCGCGCGUUUCUAUAUCUGAACUAAAAAAGCAGCGGAAACAUUACCCCGUGGAAAAAAGUACGUCUACAGUAAUUAAAAUAGUGAGAAGAUACAUUGUACAUCGAUUUCUUAAUUAUUGCAAGUUUGGGGAGUGUAAUAUAUGCCACACUUUUGAUGAUGUACAGUAUUGC